GCGAGCCGGCGACCGCCUUGUUCUGGUGUCCUGAGCUUGGCGAUUCCAGUACUACUGCUGUAGGCGCGCGAGUCCCGCACUGCCGCAGGGAUCAUGGUGUUCUACUUCACUAGCCACAGCGAUAAUUCAUCUGCUUACACUAUUUACAUGGGAAAGGAUAAAUACGAAAAUGAAGAUCUGAUUAAGUAUGGUUGGCCCGAAGAUAUUUGGUUUCAUGUGGACAAACUCUCUUCAGCUCAUGUAUACCUUCGAUUACAUAAGGGAGAAAACAUAGAAGACAUUCCAAAGGAGGUGCUGAUGGACUGUGCCCACCUUGUGAAGGCCAAUAGUAUUCAAGGCUGCAAGAUGAACAACGUUAAUGUGGUAUAUACACCGUGGUCUAACCUGAAGAAAACAGCUGACAUGGAUGUGGGGCAGAUAGGCUUUCACAGGCAGAAGGAUGUAAAAAUUGUGACAGUGGAGAAGAAAGUGAAUGAGAUCCUGAACCGAUUACAGAAGACCAAAUCAGAGCGGUUCCCAGACCUAGCAGCAGAGAAAGAAAGCAGGGACCGUGAAGAGAGGAAUGAGAAAAAAGCCCAAAAUCAGGAAAUGAAAAGGAGAGAAAAAGAAGAAAUGAAGAAGAAAAAGGAAAUGGAUGAACUUAGGAGCUAUUCAUCACUAAUGAAAGUUGAAAAUAUGUCUUCAAAUCAGGAUGGCAAUGAUUCGGAUGAAUUCAUGUGAAAGGAGAGAAGGACCUUUGAAAGAUGUGAUGUAGGACAGUUGCAGACCUUUUCAUUUCAUCCGUGUUGUGAACUAUAAAAACAACCAACCUCAAUUCUGCCUGCAUUCUACAUCACUAUUACUCAUUUUGGAGUUUAAACAGAACGUUCCUGUUUUUGCUGAAGAAAAGGAACAGAUAAUAUAUAUAAUAUAGUUGAACUUGGAGACAUAUAGCUUUAUGAAAGCAAAAAUAUUUUUGGCAGAACACAUCUUGGUACCUCAUGAAAGCUGAUGCCUUUGUUUGUGAGAUAGACUUUAGAAUGAACCAACUCUGAAAAGUAUUUCUGUGACUGUGGUCUAUCCCUGAAAACAGAUACCUUGAAAUGCUUUUCAUAGUCCUAAAAUAUCUUCGCAUCUGUUAAUGAAGAAUGUGUUGGUGGGCAAUACAGGCCAUUCCUGAUUUUCUAAUUAGAAAAAAAAAGGCAUAUGGGUUUUAAAGAUGAUAGUGAUAUUUGAAAAGACUGUUGGCUUUACUAUCAUGUCCCUCUUGUCUGAGUGCGUUAGUGUAGUGAUCCUCACUAUCAGAGUGUCCCAGCUCACGCCUGUGAUCCUAGCUACCUGGGAGGCUGAGAUCAGGAGGAUGGAGGUUCAAGGCCAGCCCAGGCAAACAGUUUACAGGACCCCAUCUCCAAAAU
This is a messenger RNA of Castor canadensis (American beaver), 1394 nucleotides long. RefSeq names its product coiled-coil domain containing 25 (gene Ccdc25). The record is from RefSeq and is a predicted model, not a curated record. Lineage: Eukaryota; Metazoa; Chordata; Mammalia; Rodentia; Castoridae.